This is a messenger RNA of Lutzomyia longipalpis, 2173 nucleotides long. It is a transcript of the gene NELF-B, whose product is annotated as negative elongation factor B. Gene Ontology annotation, cellular component: NELF complex; nucleus. The coding region runs from base 214 to 1980 and encodes 588 amino acids. The transcript is spliced from 3 exons. Gene Ontology annotation, biological process: negative regulation of transcription elongation by RNA polymerase II. Lineage: Eukaryota; Metazoa; Arthropoda; Insecta; Diptera; Psychodidae. The record is from RefSeq and is a predicted model, not a curated record.
GACAGCUGUAUAACAGUUUUAUUGGCGUUGUUUUUAUUGUGAUUUCUUCACAUUUUACUUUUCCAUCGCAAAAUCUUCAUCUUCCCCGCGUGUUUUGGGGAUUUUUGCACACGUAAAACCAGGUUUAAAUAUUCCAGGUGCACAGAUUUGUGGAAAAUUGUACGUUGAGUGAAUUGUAAGAGUUCAAAGGGCAAAAAAGCAAAAGACAAAAAAAUGACGAAUCAGCCAAAAUUUGUGGGCACCGGUUUGGAGGAAUUGAAAGUUCCAGGACAAGCGUAUCUCAGAGAUGCCCUCACUUCCUGUACAGAUCCGCUGAAAGCGAUUGAGAACUUCCAACUAGAAAAUGGAAUUCUUCUUCCAUCCCUGAGACCAAUGCUUCCGCUACUUGAUUUGCACGGUGUCCGUCGAUUGGAUUUCCACACAUCCGUGCUGGAGGAGUUGCGUGAACGGCUGAUAGCUGAAAUAAACAAAUUGGGUGCCAAAGAAGGGCGUGAACGUGAUAAAAUACUGGAUAAAUUGCUGAAGGAGAGUUUUCCCGUUGUCCGGGUACGUGCUCUCAGGCCAAUUGUAAUGUGUAUCCUCCGGAAUACACCACAUAUUGAUGAUAAAUACCUUCGUGUAUUGGUGCGAGAUCGCGAGCUAUACUCAGACACUGACACCGAAGUGAAGAGACAAAUCUGGCGGGAUAAUCAAUCCUUGUUUGGUGAUGAAGUCUCACCGCUGCUGUCGCAGUAUAUCCGUGAGAAGGAACACAUUCUCUUUGAUCACCUAAAUCUCAACAAUCUCUUCUUCACACCCUCACCAAAGAUCCGGCGACAGGGUGAGGUGGUACAGAAGUUGGCCAAUAUGAUUGGAAACAAUGUAAAAUUGUACGAUAUGGUGCUCCAAUUUCUCCGUACGCUCUUCCUACGUACAAGGAACGUCCACUACUGCACCCUUCGGGCAGAACUCCUCAUGGCACUGCACGAUCUCGAAGUUCAAGACAUAAUAUCCGUUGAUCCGUGCCACAAGUUUACAUGGUGCCUGGAUGCAUGCAUUCGCGAGAAGAAUGUCGACAUUAAACGAUCCCGGGAGCUUCAGGGCUUCUUGGAUAAUAUCAAACGUGGUCAGGAACAGGUUCUUGGUGAUUUAUCAAUGACCCUUUGUGAUCCAUAUGCUAUUAAUUUCCUCGCAACAUCAGCUAUUAAGAUUCUCCAGCAUCUCAUCAAUAACGAAGGGCUACCGCGUGAAAAUACAAUCCUCAUCCUCCUCCUGCGAAUGCUGGCCCUGGGGCUGAGUGCAUGGGUAAUGAUUGAUUCGCAGGAGUUCAAGGAACCCAAACUCGAUAGUCAAGUUGUAACGAAGUUUCUACCAGCUCUAAUGUCUCUCAUGGUGGAUGAUCAGGUGCGCUCCUUGACUGCUCGCCUCCCGCCGGAUGAGCGUGAGAGCGCCAUUACGACUAUUGAACAUUCAGGACCAGCUCCCGAUGCCGUUGAGGCGUACAUCCAAGAGAGCACAGUGGCCUCCAUCCUGGCCAUGUACUACACACUUCACACAGCACGCCAAAAGGAUCGCGUGGGAAUUCUGCGUGUUCUCGCAAUCCUCGCAUGUUGCAAAGAUGAUCGUGCUUAUGAGGAUCCCUUCCUGCACUCCCUCAUUGCUCUCCUCAUUCCAAUGGCUGAAGAAUUUACAGCUGAAGACUUUUGCACGGGACUCUUCGAUGAGUUUCUCUUUGCACGUCUCACGCGGGAUAACGUCACGCGGCACAUGUUGAAAUUGCUGUGGUACAUUCACCCGAAAUUACCAUCUGGGCGCCUCCAGACGCUCCUUAAGGCCCUCCAACCGACAGCUCAGCACCAUGAAAAUGUCCAUAAAUUGUAUGAAAACCUCCAGGCGCGCAUAGGAUUGGCAAUACAGGAGAAUGCCGCAACGGAAGCCAUGGAGAUUGAUUAUGAUUCCCCACUGAAGAGCGUCCCAACGCCAAAGCCGCAUUACCUUUAAAUGUUCUGUUCAUUUUUUUGGGAGGUGUGUGUGCACGUUCCACCUUUUAGGAUUGAAAUGAAAAUGGAUGGAAUUUUCAUAAGAACAACAUGAGUUUAAAAAAAAAUUGAAUUAUUCUUCAGGUCGAGGCAAAAAAAAACAUGAAAAACUUAUUAAAUAAAUGCGAAUUAAUUGAAGAAUUCACGAAAAAGAA